This is a messenger RNA of Lodderomyces elongisporus, 2493 nucleotides long. RefSeq names its product Pin4p (gene PIN4). The coding region runs from base 1 to 2493 and encodes 830 amino acids. Gene Ontology annotation, molecular function: mRNA binding. The record is from RefSeq and is a predicted model, not a curated record. NCBI's taxonomy places the organism in Eukaryota, Fungi, Ascomycota, Pichiomycetes, Serinales, Debaryomycetaceae. Gene Ontology annotation, cellular component: cytoplasm; nucleus; ribonucleoprotein complex. The transcript has a single exon.
AUGGACUCAUUAAUGCAACGCCGACCUUCCUUGUCUUCUUUGUCAUCUGCAUCAGGUUAUUCGACAUCAUCAACGCCCUUUACAGCUAAUCAGAAUACAAAUACCACUACCAACCACAACCACAACAACAACAACAAUAAUAAUAAUAACAAUAAUCUUGAUAACCACAACCAGAACAUUGCUGUUAACAAUGCUCCGCUGAGUGGUGGUGUAGGUGUUGUUGGUGUUGUUGGUGGUGGUGGCAAUGGCAGUGCCUCUGGUGGUAGUGGCGGACCAAAGUCAUUUGGAAUAGGUUCAACUACGCCACAAUUAACAAACCAGAGGUUGAAUAAUGUCAAGAACCUACAAACUUCGUGGUUGAAUCAACCGUUGUCUACUGCUACUUCAGUUGGUCCCUGGGUAGAACAGCAGCAGCAACAAACUUUGGAGACGUUAGAUAAGAAAGUUUUGGAAGAAACUUCUGCAGGUCAUGUUUCUAUCAGCAGAAGCAAUGAAAAUAAAAGAGAAGAUCAGCCUCAACUUAGUAGAAACGACGAUAGCAUGGAUCAAACAAAAGCUAAUAAUGACCUUAAACAUAAUGAUAGUAACGAAUUGAAUGCAAGGCAUAGUACAGUUAAUACUGCAUCAAAUAGAGACAAGAGAGAAACUUCUGGAUUAGGAGAAAAGGAACAAAGGGGCGGAAGACGAAACAAUGUUAGCAACGCCAGCAACACCAGUAAUGCCAACAAUACUAACAAUGCUAACAAUGCCAACAAAAAAGGCAACAAUGACCACGACAAUGAUAAUAACGAUGAUGAUAGCAACGACAGUAAUGACGACAAUGAUGGAGAGAUUAAUGAAGAAUUGAUUCCAACAGCGAUUGUUAUCAAAAAUAUUCCUUUUGCUAUUAAGAAGGAGCAAUUAUUAGAUGUCAUGACGAAAUUAGGAUUGCCAUUGCCUUAUGCAUUCAAUUACCAUUUUGAUAAUGGUGUCUUUAGAGGCUUGGCGUUUGCUAAUUUUACUUCAACGGACGAGACUUCCCUGGUGGUUAAUUUGUUGAAUGGAAGAGAAAUUGGUGGUAGAAAAUUGAGAGUCGAGUAUAAAAAGAUGUUACCAGCUCAAGAAAGAGAACGGAUUGAAAGAGAGAAAAGAGAAAAACGUGGUCAAUUGGAAGAACAACAUAGAAACACGUCCAAUGCGUCUUUGGCUUCGCUUUAUUCUCAAGCCUCGACUACUGCGGCAACAAAGAAUUUGAGUGUUGCAGGCGGCCAAGCUUCAUCGACUCAGGAAAGAGCGUUUAUUAACUUACCAUUUGGCAACACACUGUUUGCCCCUCCUUCGAUGGAGAUUGACUUGAAUGACCCCGAGAUCUUAGAACUUUACACUCAGUUGGUUUUGUAUCGUGAUGAUGUUACCAAGUCCAUAUUUGAGUUGGCUAUUUCGCCAAUAAACUUGACUGUUAUUCAGAGAAAGACUAUUUCUUAUCUUUGUAAUUACUUGAACUUGUUGGAGUUGUUUGACAAUGGGUUGGUUAUAGUCAGGAGAAAGCCAGGCUAUAUAUCAAUUGCGUACCUGUCCCUGCAAGUUUCGGCAAGUCAAGCACAGCAAUUGCAACCACAUCAUUCCAACUCAAUGAUGAAUUUGAGUCAGAUAUCGUCUGCAUUGAACUCGGAUCUUUUGAGAUCUCAAUCACAGUCUGCAUUGCCAUUGCCAAGAAUAAGACAGCAAACACCUACUCCAAUCACACCAAACCAGCAUCAACAAUUCUCUCACCUUCAACAACAAGUUCAACAACUUCAAUUGCAGCAACAACAUCAACAUCAACAUCAACAAACUGGCCAACAACAAUCUCAAGCUCCAAAUUUGCAAGGUUAUUCAACAUUUCUGCAACAAUCCCUUGCACAACAAAGGCCUUACUCUCAGCAAGGAUACUAUCAGCCACCACAACAGCAGCAACAACAACCACAACUACAACAACCACCACAACAGCAACCACCACAACAGCAGCAACAACAGCAGCAAUCAAAUGCCCUUGGCCAAUUUCAACCAGUUCAUCCAUCACAGGGAAUUGCUCCUAACUCAACAUCGGCGGCAGCUUUACUCAGAUCAAGUAGUAAUAGAUCUUUUGUCGAUGUUAGAGCGACCCCACCACUCAAUAGCUUUUCGCAACAAGCUUUGCAUCAGCACCACGGCCUGCUGGGACAUGCCGGAUCAUCUAUUACAAGCUCUCCGAUUCAACAAAAUCAACAAUUUUUCCUCAGCAAUGGUACUACUCACAACACCACGGUCAACAAUCAAUCGCAGCCGCAGACUCCAUUAGGUGCAAACUCUAGGUUCCAACCUUUUACUCAGCAACUGCAAGUCACUUCUAGUUUUACCAAUUUGCCACAGACUGCCACUAGCGAAGAUUUCAAUACUAGUGCCUCAGAUAUCUCUACUAAGUUGAAUACCUUGGGGUUGAGUGGUUCAACAAAUGGUGCAUUUGAUGGAAAUGGGAUUUGGGGAACAAAAUAA